UCUAACUGUGGUUUUAUCUUCAACAGACAAGCAACAGAAAGGUGAAUUUGCAAUAGAUGGCUAUGAUGUCAGAAUGAAUAACACUCUUAGGAAGGAUGCAAAGAAAGAUUGCUGCUUUGAAAUCUCUGCUCCUGAUAAACGGAUCUAUCAGUUUACAGCAGCUUCUCCCAAAGAUGCUGAGGAAUGGGUACAGCAGCUGAAAUUUGUAUUACAAGAUAUGGAAUCUGAUAUUAUUCCUGAGGACUAUGAUGAAAAAGGAGAAUUAUAUGAUGACGUUGAGCAUCCUCUACCAAUCAGCAACCCACCAACAAGUGGGCAGCCAAUAGACGAUGAAAUUUAUGAGGAACUUCCAG
This is a messenger RNA of Marmota flaviventris (yellow-bellied marmot), 353 nucleotides long. NCBI's taxonomy places the organism in Eukaryota, Metazoa, Chordata, Mammalia, Rodentia, Sciuridae. The record is from RefSeq and is a predicted model, not a curated record.